Molecule: messenger RNA, 2737 nt
Organism: Ochlerotatus camptorhynchus
Lineage: Eukaryota; Metazoa; Arthropoda; Insecta; Diptera; Culicidae
Gene: Fbxl4
Product: F box and leucine-rich-repeat gene 4
Exons: 3
Coding region: 314-2353 (679 amino acids)
Biological process (GO): SCF-dependent proteasomal ubiquitin-dependent protein catabolic process
Cellular component (GO): SCF ubiquitin ligase complex
Molecular function (GO): protein binding
Source: RefSeq, a predicted model, not a curated record
AUCAGUCAGAGGAAAAGUGCAUUCGCCAUUGUUUGCAUUCAGUUAAGGAAAGAACAGCUAACUUUCGUUGUUUUGCGUAGUCAUUUCUAAAUUUUACGUGUAGUGCUAAAGGAAAUUUUAGUUAGUUUUAGCCGAGUUUGGGCGAAGGAUGAUGCAAUUUUCCAGUGCCAAUAAAGAUUAGUAUAAGGGGAAACUAUUAUUAGCGGCCCAAAUCCAAUUAGUGGAAGGCUUCCUGGUGGGGAUCGAUCGAUUCUCUGUUACUGUAACCCAUAAGGAAGUAGCACCAGCAGAGUGCCAGACUCGGAGUGGAACAAUGCUGAGCGAUUAUUCGUUGGUUUCUUCGGACGGAGACGAAUCGAGCAGCUAUGCGGAAUACACCACGGAAGACGACACGGAGGAGGAUGUGUUCUUUCAGCUUAGUGGAGGUCAGCAGGAACCGGUCGGGAAUAUGGGCAAACUGGUCACGAUCAAACAGUACGUCCAGGAUGUGGUGGAUUUCAGUUCCCAGUACGGGAGUGAUACGAGCAUAUCGUACACGGCUUUCAACGUUACUGGGAAACCGUCCAAGUAUCCGGAUUAUGGGGACUUUCCAGAGACGUUUGCUUUUCGAACUUACGGUCCCUGGUGGAAGUUGGCUCCGUCGGCUCGAACGGAAUUCAGUCCCCAGAACUUCACCGACGCAUCUCCGGUGGACGACUACAUUUUGCUCCGGUUCGAAGAACCUGUUUGUCCGGAGAUGAUCAAGAUCUUUGAGACGUACAAUCCAGGAGGGAUAGUGCGCAUUUGGGCUUAUACUUUGACGGAACAGUGGGUUUGUCUGUGGGACAUCUGCGAAGCAGAUGACAGUGGCUCCCCUGUCGAGCGGAACAAGGCACGGGUGUUUUGCCCUCGGCUAAAAGCCUGCCUCGAUCCAACCCGCUAUAUCCGGUUGGAAUUCAAUCAUAUCCGCCUGCAAUACUCCACCCAGUUGGAUGCGGUUCUGCUAGUCGGGCAGAAGUUUGUGCCUUCCGGAAAUUUGAAGGGAAAGCAUCCGUUGAGUCUGCUGGUAGAGAAGGGACCCAUUCUGAAAAAGUUGGAGCUGGAAAAGUUCCGCCCGGUUGUGUCAGCGGAUCGCGAAGCAAUCCUCCAGGAAUUUCUGCGAACGGGGUUGGAUGAGUUUGUUCAGGAAUUUAGCCAACAGCAGGAAGACAGAACUAUUGCUGCGAGGAACGAAAACCAGUCAGGAAGCGAUAGUAGAAGCGAGACGCCCACCGAUCAAAGCACUUCCGUAGACGAACUGACGUUGGAUCAUUUGCCCUACGAGGUACUGUUCAAAAUCAUGUCCUUCCUGGACUUGAGGUCAAUGUAUCGCUGCGGAAGGGUCUGCCGGACGUUCAAUCAGAUCGUAACCGUGAAUUCGCUGCUCUACUCAGAGGUCAAUCUCAAACCGUACUGGAACUGCGUCUCGUCGGCACUGCUGCAGUCGUUGAAGAAGCGUUGUGCCUACACCAAAAAGCUGGACCUAUCAUGGUGCGGCAUGUUCAACAAACUCACGUCCACCGAUUUCAAAGACUUUCUAUCCGGUUGCGAUCGCAGUCUAACCCACCUGCGCCUGGACUCUUGUAAGUUCCUCGGCGCCAAUAACUGCCUGGAGGCCAUCGGUUCCCACUGUUUCGAAAAUCUCCGGGAACUGACCCUCCAAAACUACCACCCCGAAGUGGAAGACUUCUCCGGGCUGUACUACUUCCGCAAUCUGGAACGCCUGGACCUGAAUCGUACCACCAUCAACACCCAAUCGCUCCUGAUAGUCCUUGCCCGCAACGAACAUCUGCGCCAUCUUAACCUCGCCUUUUGUUCCCUGGACGUCAACAUGGACGACAUUGCCCUGCAAAUCUCCAAGUACAACCGCCAACUGAUCUCGCUCGAUAUGUGGAAAUCCCACUCACUAACAUCGCUCGGGCUGGAAGCCCUCAGCAAGUGUACUUUCCUGGAAGAGGUUGACUUUGGCUGGUGCCUCCGGGAGGAACCUUCCCCGGGCGAAUCCGUUCGCCUGUUGGUCAAAAGUUGCCCAGGCCUGAAGAAACUGUUCCUGGCAGCCAUCCGAGGCCUUACCGAUCGGGACCUGGAGGUGAUUGCCAACAGCUGCGAGAAUCUGGAACAGCUGGACCUGAUGGGCAUCAUGGGCAUAUCCACGGAGAUGUGCUAUCGGUUGCUGUGCCGCUGCCGGAAGUUGAAACUGCUGGACCUGAGCUUCUGUGAUAAUUUGGACGAGCUGCAAAUUGCGCUCUGGAGGGACUGCUUCGAUGUGGCCAUCAAGAGGAGUCUGGUGGACUUUGGAUUCGGAUCGCAGCGCAGCCAGCACGGGGAGUUCUGAGCAGGUAAGAAGCUGGUGGUUCUGUGUGCGUGUUUUUGUGCAUUCCAAUUUUUUUUUCUCCUAAAAGUGAUGUGAUCGCUAUGAACGAAAUAUUUUAAAUGGUAAACGCAGAUUUACUAAUUUUAUUCAAUAUUUAUUCGACUGAUUAAUGUCAAUGGCCGAAGAGGCUGUGGUCAGGAGAGAAGGUUAUUAAGUAGAUUUUUUGAAGCGUGACAGCGUGACGCGUGUUGUUAUUCGAAAGAAAUUCCGUGGCCUAGGCAGGACAGGCGAUAUCUGUGUCUCAAAUGGAAUAAUGUAAUGUAUUAAGUGGUGUUGUAUCGAGAACAUCUAGUUUAUUUGAUGAUGUUGUUAGGGGUAGGAACUAGUGAGAACCAAAAUGAAAAC